Messenger RNA from Macrosiphum euphorbiae (potato aphid), 300 nucleotides. Lineage: Eukaryota; Metazoa; Arthropoda; Insecta; Hemiptera; Aphididae. The record is from the annotation of a GenBank genome assembly.
AUGGAACUAGCUGGGACGUAUAUAACAGAAGAAUCUUAUAAUCAAAUUCGAGAAGAGUAUCAAAAAAAGAAAAAUGGUAAUUACAAAAAUGGAGGUAUAACAUUGCCACAAACACAAUUUGUUGGACCAGGUAAUCGUGUUGUUGAUGAAGAUAACAAAAGUAAUUUUAAUCAUUUGCCUGAUAAUUGCUUGGAUUGGGUUGCACUACAACAUGAUGUAGAUUAUCAUAAUGCUGGCAACACUGAUUCUACACAAUUACAUCAAAUAUCUACAUUAAGCAUAAAGAUAAUAAAGCAAUAG